This is a messenger RNA of Hirundo rustica (Barn swallow), 2663 nucleotides long. It is a transcript of the gene SLC4A4, whose product is annotated as solute carrier family 4 member 4. The coding region runs from base 72 to 2663 and encodes 863 amino acids. Gene Ontology annotation, cellular component: plasma membrane; basolateral plasma membrane. The record is from RefSeq and is a predicted model, not a curated record. The transcript has 20 exons. Gene Ontology annotation, biological process: transmembrane transport; monoatomic anion transport; bicarbonate transport. Gene Ontology annotation, molecular function: sodium:bicarbonate symporter activity; solute:inorganic anion antiporter activity; monoatomic anion transmembrane transporter activity. Lineage: Eukaryota; Metazoa; Chordata; Aves; Passeriformes; Hirundinidae.
CCGCCCCGGCUGCCCCGCAGCCUCCGCCCGCCGCCAAGCUGGAGGAGCGCCGCAAGCCCGAGCCCCGGAGGAUGGAGGACGAGGCAGUACUGGAUAGAGGGGCUUCCUUCCUUAAACAUGUAUGUGAUGAAGAAGAAGUGGAAGGUCACCACACGAUUUACAUCGGGGUCCACGUGCCGAAGAGCUACAGGCGGAGGAGGCGUCACAGAAGAAGACCUGGGCACAAAGAAAAGAAAGAAAAGGAGAAAAUCUCGGAGAACUGCUCGGACAAAUCAGACGUGGAAAACGCUGAUGAGACAAGCAGCAGCAUCCUUAAACCACUCAUCUCCCCCGCUGCCGAGCGCAUCCGCUUCAUCCUCGGAGAGGAAGAUGACAGCCCCGCACCCCCGCAGCUCUUCACCGAGCUGGACGAACUUCUGGCUGUCGAUGGACAGGAGAUGGAGUGGAAAGAGACUGCAAGGUGGAUCAAGUUCGAGGAGAAGGUAGAACAAGGUGGGGAGCGAUGGAGCAAACCGCAUGUGGCCACCUUGUCUCUGCACAGCCUGUUCGAGCUGAGGACAUGCAUAGAGAAGGGCUCCAUCAUGCUGGAUAUGGAGGCCUCUUCCCUCCCCCAGGUGGUGGAGAUGAUCGUUGACAAUCAGAUCGAGACGGGGCUGUUGAAAUCUGAACUGAAGGACAAGGUCACCUACACGCUGCUCAGGAAGCACCGGCACCAGACCAAGAAAUCCAACCUGCGCUCGCUGGCUGACAUUGGAAAGACCGUCUCCAGUGCAAGUAGGAUGUUUUCCAACCCCGAUAAUGCACGCAGCCCGCUCGAGAGCUCCGUGCCCUGCCUGGCAACCCGCACCUUGGAUGAUGAACUGGGAGUGCAGCGCAGCCCCAGCGUGGGAUGGCUCAGCAGCCCAGCCAUGGCUCACCGGAACCUGACCUCCACCAGCCUCAACGACAUCUCGGACAAGCCUGAGAAGGACCAGCUGAAGAAUAAAUUCAUGAAGAAAUUGCCUCGUGACGCUGAGGCCUCCAACGUGCUGGUCGGGGAGGUGGAUUUCCUGGAGAGCCCCUUCAUUGCCUUUGUGCGGCUGCAGCAGGCGGUCAUGCUGGGAGCUCUCACCGAGGUCCCUGUUCCCACACGAUUUCUCUUCAUUCUGCUGGGACCAAAGGGCAAAGCCAAGUCCUAUCAUGAGAUCGGCCGAGCCAUUGCCACGCUGAUGUCAGAUGAGGUAUUCCAUGACAUUGCCUAUAAAGCCAAGGACCGUCAGGACCUGAUUGCAGGCAUUGAUGAAUUUCUGGAUGAAGUCAUUGUGCUCCCUCCGGGGGAAUGGGAUCCAGCCAUUAGGAUAGAGCCCCCCAAGUCUCUCCCUUCUUCAGAUAAGAGGAAAAACAUGUACUCUGGUGGGGAAAACCUGCAGAUGAACGGAGACACACCCCAUGACGGGGGGCAUGGCGGUGGCGGCCACGGUGACUGCGAGGAGCUGCAGCGGACGGGCAGAUUCUGUGGGGGUUUGAUCAAAGACAUCAAGAGGAAAGCACCGUUCUUCGCCAGUGACUUCUACGAUGCUUUAAAUAUCCAGGCCCUCUCAGCCAUCCUCUUCAUCUACCUGGCCACUGUCACCAAUGCCAUCACUUUUGGGGGAUUGCUUGGGGAUGCUACGGAGAACAUGCAGGGCGUGUUGGAGAGCUUCCUGGGCACGGCUGUCACCGGCGCCAUAUUUUGCCUUUUGGCUGGUCAGCCCCUCACCAUUUUGAGCAGCACAGGACCCGUCCUGGUCUUUGAGCGGCUCCUCUUCAAUUUCAGCAAGGACAAUGGUUUUGACUACCUGGAGUUCCGCCUCUGGAUCGGCCUCUGGUCAGCCUUCCAGUGUCUCAUUCUCGUGGCCACCGAUGCCAGCUUCCUGGUCAAGUACUUCACCCGCUUCACCGAAGAAGGAUUUUCCUCCCUGAUCAGCUUCAUCUUCAUUUAUGAUGCUUUCAAGAAGAUGAUCAAGCUGGCAGAUCAUUAUCCCAUCAACUCUCAGUUCAAGGUGGACUAUAUCACGCAUUACUCUUGUGCCUGUAAACCACUAGAUCCAGUUAAUAGCUCAUUACUUAACAGGACAGUGGUGCUGUCAGACUACGAGCUGGUCUCUCCCUCCUCUGAGCUGGACAACACCACCAUUGACUGGGCAGCUUUGACAGCCAAGGACUGCUUGAAGUAUGGGGGUCAACUUGUGGGCAACAACUGUGACUAUGUCCCUGACAUCACCCUCAUGUCUUUCAUCCUCUUCUUUGGCACUUACACCUGCUCCAUGGCCCUGAAGAAAUUCAAGACCAGUCGCUACUUUCCCACCACUGCCCGGAAGCUCAUCAGUGACUUUGCCAUUAUCCUGUCCAUUUUGAUUUUCUGUGGAAUAGAUGCCCUAGUUGGUGUGGACACACCAAAACUAAUUGUGCCAAGUGAAUUCAAGCCAACCAGUCCUGAGAGGGGUUGGUUUAUCCCACCUUUCGGGGGGAACCCGUGGUGGGUGUACCUGGCAGCAGCCAUCCCUGCCCUGCUGGUGACCAUCCUCAUCUUCAUGGACCAGCAGAUCACCGCUGUCAUUGUCAACAGGAAGGAGCACAAGCUCAAGGUGGGAAAAGUGGCUUUGUGGCCAAAGCUGCACGGUGCUGUCAAAUACCAGCAAUGA